AUGUGCCUUAUCGUACACACUCUUAGAAGUAAAGCUGCCUGGAACAACCUUUUUGGGCUGAACCUUUCCAGUUCAAAAAGGUUGUUUGAGGAACCCCUCUUCGAGGAACCGCUGUGCAGUAAACCUCCCCGGCCAAUAAUCUCUGAGCUGAAGGCUAAUGUUGCUACACAGAGCCUUGUGGUGAGGUGGCAAGUCAACCACACUGGUUUAGCAAGCGAAAGUGGUGAUACUUAUGAAAUACAGAUCGGACGCACAGUCAACCUCAUUAUCGUUCACAACAGUAAGGUGAGUGGCUGUCCUGUGGGUAGUGACUCAGCGCUAACAUGGACCUGGGUGUCUACUCUGCCUUUACAAUGUGCUGACCAUUCAGUCAGAAUACGACGUUUCUGCAGCCACGUAGACCCAAGUGACUGGAGCCAAUGGAAGACCAAUUAUGGAGCCCAAGAGACAGUGGACAGAGUUUGGAAAAAGACCAAGAUGUUUCCCUACCAGCAGGUGUUAAAGGAGGGCUCCACUAUCUUGUUCUGCUGUGUCCCUCCUAGAGGCGUCCACAUCACCAAUAUGACCUUCAACUCCACCACCAGCUACCCCCUGAUCAACAUCACUCACCGAGUCACAGCCAUCGCUGUCCACAACCUAAACAUCACACAAGCGUCUGGCUCCGGGGUGUACUCCUGGUGUGAGGAUACAACAGAGAAGAGGAACAACUACUGCUCCAACUUCAUCAGCUUUUCUCCCCAGAGGCUGGCGAACCUGAGCUGCGGGACUGAGGACCUGAGGACUGUUACCUGCACCUGGAACCCUGGUAGACCUGCUAACCUGUAUGAACCCUACAGACGCACACAUACCCUUCACAUCAAGAAUUCUGGUGAGGAUCCUAUCAAGUGUGGUGAGUGGUCCUGCAGGUUCCAGGCUGUCCCAGGCUUAGAGCAGUACGAUGUCUCAGUGGUUGUCAGAAACCAGCUAGGAGAGGAGACACAAAGCUACAGCUUCAACAUCACUGACAGAGUGUUCCCAGUCCCAGAGGGAGUGAGAGUGAGUCCAGGGGUGACUGAAGCCAACGUGUCCUGGGUUGUGAGGGGGAACGUGUCUGGGGUGGAGCUCUUAUGCCAGGUCACAGCAGACCCAGUAGAGCCUAGGAGACAGACACGCCAGGCUGAAGCAGCAGACCUACAGAGCACAUCCAUGCAUCAGUUGUGCAAUGGUGGCUCGGAUGACCGUUGUGAUGUCAGCCUGGAGCAGCUCUCGCCCAACACCCGUUAUGCCACCAGGGUUCGUUGUGCUGUGAAUGUGAACCUAGAGGGAGAGUGGACACAACCCACGCUCUUCACUACCUACCCCCUGGUGAGGCUGGAUGUGUGGAGGAGGGUCAGAUUGCUGUCCCAUGGCCAGCGCAACGUCACUCUGCUCUGGACCCCGCAAUUCAGUGGCUCGGCGUCUAGUGUAAAAAUCCAGGGCUACAAGGUACGCUGGAGGCAGGAGGGACACCAGUGGCUCCUGUGGAGGGAUAGAGAGCAGACACAGACAUAUAUCUCCAUUGGCCCAGGGCAGUGUGACAUGAUCAUCCAGGCUGUUAUUCAGCCUGGCUCCUCCCCCCUAGCCCACAUCACCAUACCUCCGGUGGAGAGAAUAGAGUCUCCUCGGAGUGUUACGCGUGUGAGUGGCAGUGCCAGCGGAGGGUUCCACCUCAUCUGGGAAGAGCAGGAAGCUGUCACUUGUGGGUACACUGUGGAGUGGUGCACAGUGGGAAGCGGAGUUCCCUGCAUUCUGCAAUGGAGGAGGGUGCCAGUGGGAAACACGUCAGUGUCCCUACCAGCAGGAGAUUUUAAAGCGGGCCAUAGGUACACCUUUGAUAUAUAUGGCUGCACUGACGAAGGAGACAAACUACUGGGGAUCCGCACUGGCUACUCCCAAGAACUCAAGCCUGUCCAGUAUCCCAGGCUGGUUGAGCCUGUUAGAAGAACAUCCUCUUCUGUGACACUGGAGUGGCGUUACCAUGAGGACGACCACUCUCACCCAGGGUUCAUCACUGGUUACUUGGUAACCGUGUACGAGGCCUGGUCCCAGAGGUCACCAGGUCAUGUGCCAAGUCCUUUUACCAAGAUGGUGGCGGACCCCCACAAUAAGUCUGUAACCAUAGCAGGACUGCAGGAGCACCAGAAGUACACCUUCCAUCUGUGUGCACUCACUAAUGCUGGACCAGGCCCGCAAACUACCAUAACUGUCAGGACCCAGACAAUCCCCUCUAUUCUCCUGGCUAAGAUCUUAACUCCUCUCCUGCUGCUGUUGGGGCUCGCCAUCCUCCUGUGUCUAUUCUGGAAAAUGCUGAGAAGUUGUAUAGUGGAGGUGUUUGGGUACCCGGCUGGGAUGAACAUCAAACCCAUUGAACUGGACCACCACCUAUAUGAGACCAGUGAGAGGCUGCGGUGUCUCAAGGUGGGGGACUGUGUCUGCAGUGACAUCGAGAUCCUGAGUGUCAGGCCAACCAUGUCAGAGAGGACGCCUCUCAUUCACCCCAAACUCCCCCACCUUUCUUUGUCUUCUUCCUCUUUCACCACCAUUCCCUCCUCUUCAUCCUGCCCUGUGCACCCUUCCUCCUCUUCAUUCAUGUCUUCCUCCUUGACCACCCUCUCACCUUCCUGCCCAUCCCCUUCUACUCAACACCUGCACCAAAAAGGGUACUGUCCACAGUCACCCACAGAAGUCUGGGAUAGCUCAGUAUGGACAAGCCUCACAAAUAUAAGUUAUGUUCCCUCUAUGGGAGCGGCGCAGUCCAUUGAGAUGAAACCAAUCAGAGUCACAGACAGCAGUGACAUCUCCAGCUCACCAAUCAAGCUCUCCAAUCUCAUCACCAGUGAGCCUUCUGAGGGGCCGCAGUUACAAUCAGGGGCAUUAUUGGAGAAUAUUGAUGGAUACAUCACCACUGACUCCUUAGUUAAGUCAAUGACUGUAUAUAUGAAUGGACAAAGCCAUUGAUCACGUUACACCAUUCAUUCCUAUUUGAAGACUUAAUAGCGCACUGAAGCCAAAUUAAGUCGGUCAUGGAGACAUAACAUGCUUAGUUUGAACUACUCCAGGAAGUGACGUUGCAGGCUAGCUCAGUGCUGCACCCUCUCAUUGAGUAACUUAAGUUGAAGGCCUGUUGGCUGCCGUUAGCAACUAAAUGAUCCUUAUAAAUCAAAUCAAAUUGUAUUUGUCACAUGCUUACUUACGAACCCUUUACCAACAAUUCAGAGAUAAAAAGUAAGAAAGAAAAUGCAAAGAAAAAAGAAAAAAAAGGAAAUAGUAACACAAUAAAAUAACAAUA
Messenger RNA from Coregonus clupeaformis (lake whitefish), 3307 nucleotides. RefSeq names its product oncostatin M receptor (gene osmr). The transcript has 17 exons. The coding region runs from base 1 to 2976 and encodes 991 amino acids. The record is from RefSeq and is a predicted model, not a curated record. NCBI's taxonomy places the organism in Eukaryota, Metazoa, Chordata, Actinopteri, Salmoniformes, Salmonidae. Gene Ontology annotation, molecular function: protein binding.